AUGCACAUAAAAUUAAUCAUUUUCUCUGUUUUGUUCUGUGUGGUAACUAGUAGUCCAUCAUUAGAUUGGAUCAAGUUUAAACGUAGUUUCAAUAAGAAUUAUAAGACAGCUGCUGAAGAAGCAGAACGUAAACAAAUCUUUCUUGAAAAUGUAAAUCGAAUGCGCGACUAUGAAAGAGCUCAUCCAGAUGCAACAUUCAAAAUUGGUAUCAAUCAUUUGGCCGACCAUCGUAUAGACGAGCUUGUACUUCAUUCAAAACAUUACUCCGUUCCUCGUCCAGAAAAUACGCAAAGUUCUUCCGACUUCAUCAAUUUUCCGGACUCAUUUGAUUGGCGCACAAAAGGUGUGAUUUCUCCAGUCGAAAAUCAAGGUCCUGUAGGAAACGUUGAGGCCGUCGUUGCCGUGGAAGUUGUUGAAAGCUUGUACGCUAUUCAAAAAGGAAAACUUGUACGUGGUAGUGUUGGCCGUGUCGAUGACUGUUGUCCUCAAACAGUUGAACCCUUUCAAUGCAUCAAGAAAUUGGGUGGCAUAUGUAGUGCUGCUGAUUACCCAGCACCUACUGGUCAAUGUAUACCAAAUAAAUGUAAACCAUUUGCUCAUUUUGAUAUAAUUAUGAAACUUAAAGAUCAAAACGAAGACACUAUGGUAGCAUGGAUUCAAAACUCGACAUUAUAUGUUGGUGUCGAUGCAAGUCAAACUUCCUUUCAAUUUUAUCAAACCGGUAUUUAUACAGAUCCGUCUUGUUCAAAAACCACGGUUGAUCAUGUUAUGCAACUUGUUGGUUAUGGCAAAACAGCUUCGGGAGAUCUCUUUUGGAUAUGCAAGAAUAGUUGGGGUACUAGCUGGGGUGAAAAAGGAUACAUACGUAUCUUACGUGGAAAAAAUAUCUGUGGCAUUGCCUCUUACGUUAUGCAAAUUGCAUAA
This is a messenger RNA of Rotaria socialis, 924 nucleotides long. The record is from the annotation of a GenBank genome assembly. NCBI's taxonomy places the organism in Eukaryota, Metazoa, Rotifera, Eurotatoria, Philodinida, Philodinidae.